AUGGCAGGCCUGGGUCGUCAAGGCGAGGUGUCCAUCGAUGCUGGCAUCCAAGCCACUCAGGGUAUGUCACUCUCAAAGCCUCUGCCCUAUCCAGCUUGGUCAGAUCAAGCACGGGGUGGAAUUUCUUUCUUCGAUCUUCCUCUGCAGGACGUCAGGUGUGACAGCGCCAAGCACAUAGUGGACAUCAUCAACAACGUGCCGCCGCCUGAUAAGACUGCCAUUGAGACCGCAAUCAACUCAGGUCAUUGGGGAAAGGACCGGUUACCUGAACCGUUUUGCAUGAAAUGCGAGAUGGAAGUCAAGCUCAUCACACAAUUCGUUGUCAUCCCUCAAGACAAUGACAACGUCUCUGUUCUGAAGCAUAUGUACUGCCCAGACAUGAAGCUCACCAAGGCAUGUUUGGAGUCUUUGUGCUAUGGAACACCUUAUGUCUUGAAGUGGCAAGGCCAUGCGCAAAACUUCAGGAAAGGGUUUCAAUGGUUCUUGGAGCAGUUGGGUGGAUGGCAGUGUCGUCAAUACGCGCUGACCCAUAUGCUACCUUGCCACCAACCCCGUCCCGAUAGCUCCAAAGGUGGUUCUUACAUGUCCAAUCUGAGCGAAGAGGCGGUCGACAAGGGCUUCGCUUUCAUCGAGGAGGAAGCAGGUCGACUUGGUACUGAAUGGAGGCGUGUUCAAUGGAUGACCAAAAACCUGAAUACGAACCCCGAGUCCCCCAUCUACGCGUGGCCUCAAGCACUGGUUGAAAGAUCUUUGCGAGCACUGCAAACCGAUGGUGUACUAGCCUUGCCCAUUGAAGACUUUCAUUUUACUCUGGCAGACGUCGAGUACUCUAUCCUUGACUUCGCUGUUCGUCACAUGCUCAAACACAUGAAGACGCACUCCAACGGCUUCAUUGGCAGCCCCGGCAGUGGCAAAACCCCGCUGGCCCGGAUCAUAGCCAUGUGCAUCUCAAGACAUUGGAAGCGUACCCUCAACAUCUCUACCCCACCAUCAUUUCGCGAGGCAACCGAGUUCGAUUUCUUCCGAGGUCAAGCUGGUCGAAAGGACCGGCCGGACAUACACGACGAUGGUUGCCUUGCAUCGGAACCUGUUCGGAAGAUGAAGGGCUUCGCAGACGUUGGAUGUAUUGCCAUGACAAAAGAACGCUGGGGAGCGGCAAAGUUUGUUCAAGGUCAAAUGCGACCGUUCGUGUGCAAUGACUUCGAGUUCACGCCAUGGCUUGUGAAGCACCAGCGUAUUCGGGCGGGAUGCACAGUUCACAUGAAACACGAAGACUUCUUGGACGUCAUCAAGCCAAUGUUCCCGAAGGACACUGAAAAUCCUCACAUCAUGGCCGUGCUCAAGAGAGCCAACAUACUGGUGAACGCUGGCACCAUCAUGUUGUUCCGCUCAGCAACGGCGGAAGAAAUCUCCGUGCCCGGCUUAGUCAUGGAAUCGCACGUGGACUUCUUGAAGCCUGGAUCAGCAAGUAGGUACAACGACUACCGCGAUGGCAUCAAGGCAAAGCCUGCCACAUUUGACGAAGAUCUCAAAUGGGAAGCUGACUACGUGAACGCGAUCCUCACUGGCACCCCACCGCCACAACCACGGGCCACCAUCAUCAAUUCAGGUGCUAUCCGUCAACUUUUUCAUGGGCCAAGUCACAGGACCGCCGGCAGCUUCAGCGCAUCUUCUCUGCCAUCAUCAUCGGUCAACACAGCUACGGCGGUCAAAGAAGAGCCCCGGCCAUUUCGCAGGGCCUUCUCCACACUAUCAAGCGAGGUCAUCGACCUGGGCACUCCUUCACCCAAAAAGAAAGCCAGAGCGGCAACAGUCAAGGCAGAGGCCCGGGAGGAGAUCCAGCUUGAUGCUGUGGAUUUGGCUUCGCCGGUGAAGGCUCCAUCUCUUGGUUCCCCCAUGGACGUCGUCGACACUCUCGAAAAGGUGCAUGACCCCAUGGACGAUCUUGCAGAUGAGCCUGAGGAGCCCUUCGGCAUCUCGCAAGAGCUGUCCAACUUCAUUGAUGAAGCAAAUGCAACGGAUCGUGAAGCCUGA
Molecule: messenger RNA, 2034 nt
Organism: Symbiodinium sp. CCMP2456
Lineage: Eukaryota; Dinophyceae; Suessiales; Symbiodiniaceae
Source: the annotation of a GenBank genome assembly